GAGGGGACGCACGCACGCACAGUCCUCCCUCCUUCCUUCACACACACACACAUUCCCCCCCCCCGCUUUGCAGGUCAGGGGUGGGGCCGCCAGGGAGGCAGGCGGGCAGGCGGGGCCGGGCGAAGCGCGGCGAGGCACGGCGGAGGGGCGAUGCCGACUCAGCGCGAGAACGGCAGCAACAGCAGCGUCGGCGGCGGCACUAGCAUGUCGCACCCGGGCCCGGGAGGCAGCGGCGUCGGCGGCGGGAUCGGUAGCCUUGGUGGCCCCGGAGGGGACAGCGCCCAUCAGGUCCGCGUCAAGGCUUAUUAUAAAGGGGACAUUAUGAUAACUUAUUUUGAGCCUUCUAUCUCCUUUGAGGGACUAUGUAAUGAAGUCCGAGACAUGUGCGCCUUCGAUAAUGAACAGUUAUUCACUAUGAAAUGGAUUGACGAAGAAGGAGAUCCAUGUACUGUUUCUUCCCAGCUGGAACUGGAAGAGGCUUUUCGUCUAUAUGAAUUAAAUAAGGAUUCUGAACUUCUAAUACAUGUGUUUCCUUGUGUACCAGAAAGGCCGGGAAUGCCCUGUCCAGGGGAAGAUAAAUCUAUUUAUCGUAGGGGUGCAAGGAGAUGGAGAAAGCUCUAUUGUGCAAAUGGUCAUACGUUUCAAGCCAAGCGUUUUAACAGAAGAGCUCAUUGUGCCAUCUGUACUGACCGAAUAUGGGGAUUAGGGCGCCAGGGAUAUAAAUGCAUCAAUUGUAAACUUCUAGUUCAUAAAAAAUGUCAUAAACUUGUCAGCAUAGAAUGUGGCCGUCAUGCUUUACCACCGGAGCCUAUGGAUCAUUCCUCAGUGCAUUCUGAUAAUAUAGAACCAGUGAUUCCCUAUCAUCCUUCAAGUCAUGAAAGUUUAGACCAUGUUGGUGAAGAAAAGGAGGCAAAGAGUAGAGAAAGUGGCAAAGUAUCUUCCAGUCUAGGUCUCCAAGAUUUCGAUUUACUUCGGGUUAUAGGGAGAGGAAGUUACGCAAAAGUCCUUUUAGUUCGAUUAAAGAAGACAGAGCGCAUUUAUGCCAUGAAAGUUGUGAAAAAAGAACUAGUUAAUGAUGAUGAGGAUAUUGACUGGGUUCAAACAGAAAAGCAUGUCUUUGAGCAAGCAUCAAAUCAUCCUUUCCUUGUUGGUCUUCACUCAUGUUUUCAGACAGAAAGCAGGCUAUUUUUCAUUAUCGAAUAUGUGAAUGGAGGAGAUCUCAUGUUUCACAUGCAGCGACAAAGAAAAUUGCCAGAGGAGCAUGCCAGGUUUUACUCUGCAGAAAUCAGUUUAGCUUUAAACUACCUUCAUGAACGAGGAAUAAUUUAUAGAGACUUGAAGCUGGACAAUGUUUUGCUGGAUUCUGAGGGACAUAUCAAGUUGACUGACUAUGGCAUGUGCAAGGAAGGAUUAAGACCUGGUGACACCACCAGCACUUUCUGUGGCACUCCUAAUUAUAUUGCUCCUGAAAUUUUACGUGGAGAAGAUUAUGGAUUUAGUGUGGAUUGGUGGGCUUUAGGUGUCCUGAUGUUUGAAAUGAUGGCGGGAAGAUCUCCGUUUGAUAUUGUUGGAAGUUCUGAUAAUCCUGAUCAAAAUACAGAAGAUUACCUCUUCCAAGUUAUUCUGGAGAAGCAAAUCCGUAUCCCACGGUCUCUUUCUGUGAAGGCAGCAAGUGUUCUAAAAAGCUUUUUAAACAAGGAUCCAAAAGAACGUUUAGGAUGCCAUCCUCAAACAGGUUUUGCAGACAUUCAAGGACAUCCGUUUUUUCGUAAUGUUGAUUGGGAUCUGAUGGAACAAAAACAGGUUGUUCCUCCGUUUAAACCAAAUAUUUCUGGAGAAUUUGGUUUGGACAACUUUGAUUCUCAGUUUACCAAUGAACCUGUACAACUCACACCUGAUGAUGAUGAUAUUGUAAAGAAGAUUGAUCAGUCCGAGUUUGAAGGAUUUGAAUAUAUCAAUCCCCUCCUGAUGUCAGCCGAAGAAUGUGUCUGAUCUCCUACGCGUAACCUGUGCCAUCUUUUUUGUAAAUGUUUUGCCUGCAUGGGUGAAAAAUGUUUCUGUUGGGAAGCAAUGGAUCCAAUGCAUUUGUCAUCUGGUAUGAACUUUAUCAUAACGUAUCAUUAACUUGCUGUAAGCGGAAUACUUUUUCACUGAUAUAAAAGGAAACAAAAGAAUACUAACAAUUCCACCAACAUUGGAGUCUAAGACACGGUAAUUGUUCUGGGCAGGAGUUAUAUGAAAUAAAAGAUUUUGCCAGAUGUUCUGCUUCACAGGUAAAGUUAGUUUGUGUUUUAUAGAUUUGCUGUUGCAUUAAGUGAUGUUUAGCAAAUUGUAUAUAAAGCGUGGUUUUCUGACAGCUACGUUUAGAGAUAGUAAGACUGCAUCGUGUUUUUUUUCUCCCUCUAUCUUUACUUAUUUUUACUUACUGCAUUAUCUAAAUUAAGCUACCAAAUUAAUUCUGAAAACACUUUUACUUUUUUAAAAAAUUGCAAAAUAAGAUGUACCCCCACACUGAAUAUACUAAAUGUUAUGUCCGCACAAGAUAGGAGCUUUUAUACAGAUAGUAUAAAAAGCUGCUCUCAUUUUGUAAACGUUCUGAAUUUACUGUGAAUUGACUUCGUUAUUGAGACCCCAUUGAAUUGGGUGGGAUGUGCCUCUGAUUAAAUCUCUGUAUAAUUACUCUCUUGCGAUAAUUGUGACUUUGAAACAUCUUAUAUAUGCUUAUUAUCUUUAUCCCUUAAGAAUUAUGAAUGAAGCCUUCAUUCUUCAGACUAAAUUAAAGUGAUAUAGCAUUUCUGGUGACAGGGAGAGAACCACGGAUAGUAGAUGCAAUGACAUUAACGGUUCUGUUGUAAAAGAAAAUUUUCUUAUCAAGCACAUGGACUUCAUUGCUUUUAAUUUUUAGUGAAAUCUUUGAUAACUUAUGCUAUAUAAAUGAGUGCCUUCCUCAGCUUUUUGAUUACUAUAUAGUAUAAAGCUAAUUGAAGCAAAAAACAAAAAAAAAUCAGUUGUUGGGUCUUUUUGAGGAGAAAUAGGUAGAUAAUGUUCCAAAAGUAGGUCUCAUGCGGCUAUUUCAUCAUAUUAACGGGGACCAUAAUUUACUUACACAAUGUUUUUAACAAGCUGGUAUUCUAUGUAUAAAACAAAAAAGAUGUUGAGACUUCGGGGGAAAAAAUGCAAAGAAGAGCCACUAAGAUGAUUAAGGGCCUCGAGACAAAAACGUAUGAAGAAUGGUUGAAUUGGAAUUGGGUAUGGCCAGUCUAGAGAAAAGAAGGACUAGGAGAGACAUGAUAGCAGUGUUCCAGUAUCUGACGGGCUGCCACAAACGAGGAGCUCAGCUUAUUUUCCAAAGGACCAAAAGGCAAGACAAGAAACAGUAGGGGGAAACCAAUAAUCAGGGAAAAAAUUAAGGAGAAACUUUCUAACAGUGAGGACAAUUAACCAGCGGGAUGGCUUGCCUCCAGAAGUUUGUAGAUGUUUCAUCACUGGAGGUUUUUAAGAAAAGAUUGGACAGGCACUUUUCUGAAAUGCAUAGGGUCUCCUGCUUGAACAGGGGAUUAGACUAGAAGACCUCCAAGAUCCCUUCAAGCUCCGUUCUGAUUGAUAGAUCAUGUUUAGUGUUACGAUAUGAUAUGAAUCGGGAGGAGCAAUAAGAGAGAAAGAGGCACCCACAUAGUCACACCAGCCAAAUCAGUCUGGCUGUCAAUGGAGUGACAGAUUUCCCAGUUAAAUCCUCACGAGUACAGAUUACUCUUUUUGCUACUCUGGCAUCUCUUGAAUUUCAGUGCACGGGGGAAAAUUUGUUUAUUUGAAUAGUAUGAAUUAUUUUGUAUUAUUCAAAUAAAAGCACUCAUUGAUUCUUGUACUUUCAUUAUAAUGCUAACAAGCUGUGUCAUACUCAGGGUACAUCUAAACAUUUUUUUAGUCCUGGUAAGUUUUAGAUCUGGUAAGUUAUCUUUAGUAAUCUUUUGAGGAGGGCAGCAAUUAUUUCUGUGGCAUGAACUUAAAUGCUUGACUCCUUCCCUCUUCAGAUUUCUUCAUUACAGCAAAUAAAAUUAGGCUACUUACAAUGGGCUCGGUAUAAAAUGGUUUUCUUACCAGAAGUACUUUGUCUGACUCGCACAAGUCUAGAAUAAAAUUUUAACAUUCAAGAAUUCUAAGCACAAAAUUGAUGCAUUUACAGACAUAAUUACUUCUACUCCCUCCUGUAAAUGUGUCUGUCUGUCUGUCCGUCUGUCUGUGUACUUGUGUAGUGUAUAUUUCAUUUUGUGAUGUCAACUUUAACGAAGAUUUGAAUAUUAAAACAGAUGUAUUUUGAGGGUUUUUUUUUCAUAUUUGUUUCAGGUAAAUGCCAUCAUAUUAAAGUGUUAAUUUUUAAACCUUUUUAUGAAAAUGUAGAAGCUAUUUUAAAAUAAUUGAACGAGGAAUUCAGAUAUGGACAAGCUAAUGCAGCAUGAUGGGAUGUAACUGUUGGUUUUGUAUAAAAACUGUGUUGGUGGAUGUUUUCACUGAACUUGUUCUAUUCUGUUGUGAGUUUCCUUCUUUUGUUGCCUUUGAUAUUUGUGUAACCAUCUCCUGAAAUUUCUACAUACUUUUUAAACUGUCAUUUUUAAGUUUCAAAAUAAAAAAAAAAGCAGGGCUUUUGUUUA
Ahaetulla prasina is the source of this 4649-nucleotide messenger RNA. RefSeq names its product protein kinase C iota (gene PRKCI). Lineage: Eukaryota; Metazoa; Chordata; Lepidosauria; Squamata; Colubridae. The transcript has 18 exons. The coding region runs from base 151 to 1992 and encodes 613 amino acids. Gene Ontology annotation, biological process: protein phosphorylation. Gene Ontology annotation, molecular function: diacylglycerol-dependent serine/threonine kinase activity; protein binding; ATP binding. The record is from RefSeq and is a predicted model, not a curated record.